This is a messenger RNA of Fonsecaea monophora, 795 nucleotides long. RefSeq lists its product as hypothetical. Lineage: Eukaryota; Fungi; Ascomycota; Eurotiomycetes; Chaetothyriales; Herpotrichiellaceae. The transcript has a single exon. The record is from RefSeq and is a predicted model, not a curated record. Bases 1 to 795 code for a protein of 264 amino acids.
AUGGGCCUGAGAUCCGGUAUUUUCAAACUCGCCAGAGGCGCAACAGCCGUGGGCGCCACCUCGAUCGGCUGCUUCUACCUCUUCACCAGAAAAUGCCAGUGGCACGAGAUCAACGACGCAUCCGAUUCGAUCAUGACCUCGAGGUUCUUCAACAAAUACAACCCGUGGCACAAUCCCACGCUGAUCGAUGUCUGUGUCCGUCGCGUGCGCCUGUCGGACCUGCCCCCGGAGCUCGUCAGCGAUAUGCGGCAGGGAGGAACGAAACUCAUCGAGAGGUUCUGCGGCGGCGUGUGGGGUGGAUUCGGUGAGUCUGACACUCGUAUUGGUCUUUCGGACAAGAAUGAAUAUACGGGUCUGGUAUUGACCAAGAAUGGAUGGAUGGAUCUAGGAUUCACACCCCAAAGACUCCUCUGGGCAAAACUAUUCCGCGGCCUGCCCGGACGUUCAACACAGCUGUGGGAGUCUGCGGAUCUGUUUGCCAGCAACUAUGAGAUCGGCACCAUAGUCACGGAUCAUCUCGAGGUCAUUGCCAAAGAGCCGACGUCCAUCUUGUUCCGCGCCGGCAAGUCGCAGGGCACCGCGGGGGAGUCUCUGCGUGACCACGACAGUCUUCUCGAAGUCGCCAUCGACCCGGAUUUCGACGCGGGUGUCGCCGAUCUGAGCAUCAAAACGGCCAUGUAUCAGGGUGCGAGCAAGGCGGCGACGACGGAAAAGCCGAUGGAGAAAGUGCAGCGGCUGCAUAUGUGGUAUACCGAGCUGUUGAUGGAGAGUGCAUUGUACUAUCUACGCCGAUAA